This is a messenger RNA of Lucilia cuprina (Australian sheep blowfly), 2434 nucleotides long. RefSeq lists its product as uncharacterized. Bases 82 to 2394 code for a protein of 770 amino acids. The transcript has 7 exons. NCBI's taxonomy places the organism in Eukaryota, Metazoa, Arthropoda, Insecta, Diptera, Calliphoridae. The record is from RefSeq and is a predicted model, not a curated record.
AAACAAACAUUUUUAAUUGUAUUCAUUUACCAAUCCAUUAUCAACAAUAUUUAUGUUAAAAAUUCCAAUCUCUUUUAACAAAUGUUCGGUUCUAUAGCAUUAUAUUAUAAUUAUGAUGAAUCCAGUGAAAGUGACGCUGAAGAGACUGUCGAAAAUAUACAGCCUCCAAUAGUUGUUCCUAAUGAAACAAAUAUCAAUCCUAUAGAUUCGUUGGUAGUUCAAGAAAAUACCUGCGACAAUAAGAAGAAUGAUUAUAAACGUUUAUAUUUAAGAACCUUACGAGAUGCUUCAAAUGUCCUGGACUUUUCGGAAGAACGAUUUAUUAACGCUUUUCGUAUCAACAAAGAAGUAUUCGCUAUGCUACUAGAUGAAAUAACACCAAACAUGAAAGUUACCUAUCGAUGUACACACAUUCCAAGAUCUAUUAAAUUGGCGAAGUUUUUAGCAUUUCUUGGCAAUGGUAGUCUAAAGUCUGGUGAACACGAGACACCUAUGUCAAAGUCUCAAAUGUCUAAAAUAAUAAAUGAAAUGUUGGAUGUUUUUCAUGAUUAUUUAUUAUCAAAAUGGGUCAAAUUGGAACGAUCACAGAAGGAGGAAAGCUUAACAAAAGAACAUUAUUAUAAUCGUUUGGGUAUACCGGGUGUUGUGGGAUGUGUUGAGAACACACAUAUACGUAUUAAGACACCCGAUAAAGAGGUAAAACAUCUUUACAACAAUGUUAAAGGUGUUCCUAGUUUAAAUGUAAUGGUGAUAUGUGAUCAUAAUAUGGUUAUAACACAUGUAGAUGCUAGUCAACCGGGUAGCUAUCAAGAGGACUAUGUUUGGGGUCAAAGUUCUGCCGAUAGUUAUUUUAAAUCUAAAUAUUUAGACGGUGAAAGCAAUACUUGGGUUCUUGGUGAUUCUGCUUAUAGACCUCAACCAUAUCUGCUAACCCCCUAUAGAAAUCCCCUAGAUUCCAGUCAAAUAUUGUUUAACGAAAAACAUAACCAAAUAAGAAAUACUAUAAGCAAAUGUUUAAAAGUUUUAAAAAAACGUUUUGGUUGCCUCAUUACUACCAAUGGUUUACAAUAUACUCCGGAAAAAGCUAUAAAAAUUGUAAACUCUUGCUGUAUCCUGCAUAAUAUAUGUAUUGCAUAUAAGAAUGAUUGGCUCCCCGGUGAUACAAGUUUGGAAAAUGAUAUUGUAAAUGAUGAAGAUGAAGAGGAGACAACUGAAAUAUGGCAUGAAGAGUGUUUAGAGUCUAGUUCAAUAAGAGAUCAAAUAGCCAAUAUGUUACCACAAUGGGUACCGAAGGAAACCACUCCACAACUGAUACUAGAAGAUUGUUGCACGAACAAUAACAAUGAUAUACGUUUAAAUCUUAGAAAUCUGCGAGAUGCUACAAAUAUUAUGGAGUUACCAGAAGAACGUUUCAUUAGAAGUUUUCACAUAAAUAAAGAGGUAUUUUCUGUGCUACUAGAAGAAAUAAAAGAUAAAAUGAAAGCAACCUAUAGAAGUACCCACACUCCUACACCCAUUAAACUAGCCACAUUUUUAGCAUUUAUUGCUACCGGUUUCCAAAAGUCAACUGAUACCACAGAAUUGGCCUCUAAAGCUCAAGUUUCUAGAAUAAUAUGUGAAAUGCUUGACAUAUUUGAAGAACAUUUAUUUUCCAAAUGGAUAAAAUUUCAGCAAAGUGAAGAGGAUGAAAACAAAACAAAAGACUAUUAUUACAAUAGAUACAGCAUACCGGGUGUUGUGGGGUGUGUAGCUAAUACACAUGUCAGAAUUAAAACGCCUGUCAAGGAGAUUAGACAUCUUUAUAAGAAUAAUAAAGGUUUUACCAGUCUAAAUGUUAUGAUGAUCUGUGAUCAUAAUAUGCUUAUAACAUAUUUAGAUGCUAAACAACCGGGUUCCUAUCAAAAUAACUAUGUUUGGGAACAGAGUUCUGCCGACAACUAUUUGAGAACAAAUUAUUUACAGAACAAAAUAAAUACUUGGCUAAUUGGUGAUUCCUCUUAUCAUCUACUGCCCUAUCUUAUGACACCCUAUACAAAUCCUCAAGAUACUUACCACCAUUUAUAUAAUGAAAAACAUCGUGAUAUUAGAAAGACCAUUCAACAUUGUGUCAAAGUUUUGAAAACUCGUUUUAGCUGUUUAAAUACGCCCACCGGUUUACAAUACACUCCCGAGAAAGCUGUGAAAAUUGUAAUAACUUGUUGUAUAUUACAUAAUAUUUGUAUUAGCUAUAACAAUCAGUGGCGACCUUCAGAUAAUAGCCAAAAUGAAGAAGACCAUGAUAGUGUUAAUGAUAAUGAUGUUCAGACAUCCUAUAAUGAAUGUGCAUUAUCCACUUUUAUAAGAGAUGAACUUGCUAGAAAUUUAUAUGGUUUUAAAACAGAUUCAUAUACAUAAUUCAUACUGAAACUUUUGUUUUGUGUAAAUAAAUGAUAAA